Molecule: messenger RNA, 1203 nt
Organism: Pollicipes pollicipes
Lineage: Eukaryota; Metazoa; Arthropoda; Thecostraca; Pollicipedomorpha; Pollicipedidae
Product: protein asteroid homolog 1
Exons: 8
Coding region: 67-1203 (378 amino acids)
Molecular function (GO): nuclease activity
Source: RefSeq, a predicted model, not a curated record
GGAUCUGGGUUGCGUGGCGGUGGGGUCUAUCGUGGCUGUUGUACGACCGUAUAAGUUUAAUCCAGAAUGGGUGUUCGUGGUCUCUCAACCUUCGUGAAAAAACACCAGGAUGAAUUUCUUAGCAGGCAUGAACUUUGCAAUGAAGUUGUGGUCAUCGAUGGAGAUAAUCUGAUUUACCGUUUGAGUAGCACAUGUAAAGGCUUAAAUUCUGCUUUUGGAGGAGACUACAAGAAGUAUUCAUCUAAAGUGGAAGAAUUCUUCCGGAACUUGAUGAAAUGUGAGAUCACACCCAUUGUGCUGCUGGAUGGUGGAUCAGAUCCAAGCAACCGCAAGUUGAAAACGGCAUUUAAGAGACUUAAUGAAAAAUUGGAAAGGACAACAAAACUUACCCCAUCAUCACAGGGCAGACAUACAUGUCUUCCACACCUUUCUAAAACCACUUUUCUUGAGGUGCUGCGCCGGCUGCGCGUGUCGCACGCCGUGUGCGACUUCGAGGCGGACGAACCGCUGGCAGCGCUGGCCGCCCACCUCGGCUGCGCCGUCGUCAGCGACGACACCGACUUCUUCGCGUUCGGCGUGCCCUGCGUGCCGCUCGGCUCGCUGGCGGCCGCGCCGGAGCGGACUGACGACGGCCGCUGGUACACCGAAUGCGUGCUCUUCCGCCACGAUCGCUUCAUGGCACACUACGGCCUGAAGCCGCGCCUCAUGCCGUUGUUCGCCUGCCUGCUCGGCAACGACUACAUCAGCCCGGCGGCGCUGCAGAAGUUCUUCCUGCACGUGAUGACGCAGCUGAAGAAGGAGGAGCGGCCGACCGUUCUCGCCCUGGUCCGGCGGUCGAUGGCCAACUACGUCCUGCCGUCCACUGACCUGCUGCAGUGGCUGGAGCUGCCGCCGCACGUCCUGGCGCGGGCGCGGGGCUGCGAGCGCCCGGUGGAGGACCAGUCGCAGGAGCCGGCCUGCGCCUGCGUGGAGCCGCUGUUCCGCUGGAUGGUCGGCUGCGUGCACGGUGCGCGCGAUGUCCCCGUCCACCAGUACCGGCGCCAGGGGGCGGGCCGCAGCUGCGUCCUGGCGCAGGCGGCCAACGUGAACGCGCUGCUGCGCACGCCGCUGCCGCGGCCGCGCCGGCCCGACCCCCAGCUGGUGGGCAACAAGUUCGCCGCCCUGCUGCUGGAUGAGGAUGAUGCAUCUUCGGACGACAGCUGA